Sparassis crispa is the source of this 1083-nucleotide messenger RNA. RefSeq lists its product as hypothetical. Lineage: Eukaryota; Fungi; Basidiomycota; Agaricomycetes; Polyporales; Sparassidaceae. The record is from RefSeq and is a predicted model, not a curated record. Gene Ontology annotation, biological process: DNA repair; DNA damage checkpoint signaling. The coding region runs from base 1 to 1083 and encodes 360 amino acids. The transcript is spliced from 10 exons. Gene Ontology annotation, cellular component: checkpoint clamp complex.
AUGUCUGAUGAGAAUGAAAGAGACAACAGUCAAGUCCUUGCAGCAUCGGUCCGCGAUGUGCGAUAUUUCGCGGCACUUCUUCGCGGAGUGAACUUUGGAAACCGCGCCACCGUGAACAUCAGCGAGGUCGGACUAACGGUGAGCGUGGAAGACGCACGAACUUUACUAGGGACUGCAUAUAUAUUCCGUGAUGUUUUCGACGAUUAUACGUACAACCCAGAAGCCCUCUCUUCGUCGCAGGACUCAUCACAGAAAGAAGAUGAAGACGAGGAGCAGCGCAACACCGCGUUCGAGAUACCACUGAAUACGUUCAUUGAGUGCCUCAAUGUUUUCGGCACAGCCGGCGGAGUAGCUACGACUCCGAAAUUCCGGCAGUGGCGGCGUGACGACGACUUGGAUCGGGAUGAGCGCAACGACGACGAAGCAGGGCCGUCAGAUCGCGCACGCUCGAAAGCUUCUGGAAAUGCGCGCAUUGACCAGUUUUUUGACUCCGAGAAGGGGACGGGGAUGCGCAUGUCGUAUGCUGGGGCAGGUUACCCGCUGUCGAUGCUAGUAGCAGAAGACUCCAAGGGUCCCACUGCGACAUGCGAAGUCACCACGUUCGAUCCGGAGGCUCACCUCGAGUUACCGUUUGAGACCACGGAAACAGUUUUGAAAAUAAUCCUGAAGUCUUCAUGGCUCCGCGACGCACUGUCUGAGCUUGAUCCGUCAUGCGAGAAACUCACAAUUACAGGCAAUCCCCCUCCACCUCCCGGGAGGGCUGCUCGAGCGUCAAUACAACCCAGAUUACGACUCCAAGCUGCGGGGACAUUCGGAAGUACUGAGAUGGAUUACCCCAGCGACAAGGAGGUGCUCGAGACAUGUGAGUGCGAGAACACGGUCAGCUUCAGCUACCGCUUCAGCCAUAUCUCUAAGACAUUGCGCGCGCUGCAGAGCUCCUCGAAGACCUCGCUGCGGAUCAACGAGGAAGGGCUACUGAGCCUGCAGUUCCUCAUGCCGUCGCCAAAGUCACGAGCUGGAGGAGGUGGCGGUGCCAGUGCGUUCAUCGAGUUCCGUUGUCUGGCUCUAGAUGAAGGGACAUGA